This is a messenger RNA of Oryza sativa Japonica Group (Japanese rice), 1418 nucleotides long. RefSeq names its product cysteine protease XCP2. Gene Ontology annotation, cellular component: lysosome. The record is from RefSeq and is a predicted model, not a curated record. Gene Ontology annotation, molecular function: cysteine-type endopeptidase activity. NCBI's taxonomy places the organism in Eukaryota, Viridiplantae, Streptophyta, Magnoliopsida, Poales, Poaceae.
AUGCAUUCUCUCAUCUCUACCAUGCACAGCAGCAGCAGCUUGUAUCAUCCUACUAGUAGUAGCUUGCAACAAUGGCGGCUUCAAUGAAUUCGAAGCUUCCCCUGGCUCUUGUGCUCCUCCUGCUGUGCGGCGGCGCAUGCGUAGCGGUAGCCAUGCCCAGUGAAUUGUCCAUAGUUGGCUACUCGGAGGAGGAUCUGGCGUCGCAUGAGAGGCUGAUGGAGCUGUUCGAGAAGUUCAUGGCCAAGUACCGCAAGGCCUACUCCAGCUUGGAGGAGAAGCUGAGGAGGUUCGAGGUGUUCAAGGACAACCUCAACCACAUCGACGAGGAGAACAAGAAGAUCACCGGCUACUGGCUGGGCCUCAACGAGUUCGCCGACCUCACCCACGACGAGUUCAAGGCUGCCUACCUCGGCCUCACCCUCACUCCGGCGAGGAGGAACAGCAACGAUCAGUUGUUCAGGUACGAGGAGGUGGAGGCGGCAAGUUUGCCGAAGGAGGUGGACUGGAGGAAGAAGGGGGCGGUGACGGAGGUGAAGAACCAGGGGCAGUGCGGCAGCUGCUGGGCGUUCUCGACGGUGGCGGCGGUGGAGGGGAUCAACGCCAUCGUGACCGGCAACCUGACGCGCCUGUCGGAGCAGGAGCUCAUCGACUGCGACACCGACGGCAACAACGGCUGCAGCGGCGGCCUCAUGGACUACGCCUUCUCCUACAUCGCCGCCAACGGCGGCCUCCACACCGAGGAGUCCUACCCGUACCUGAUGGAGGAAGGCACCUGCCGCCGCGGCAGCACGGAGGGGGACGACGACGGCGAGGCGGCGGCGGCGGUGACCAUCUCCGGGUACGAGGACGUGCCGAGGAACAACGAGCAGGCCCUGCUCAAGGCCCUGGCCCACCAGCCCGUCAGCGUCGCCAUCGAGGCCUCAGGCAGGAACUUCCAGUUCUACAGCGGGGGUGUGUUUGAUGGUCCGUGCGGCACGCGGCUGGAUCAUGGCGUGACGGCCGUUGGAUACGGGACGGCCAGCAAGGGACACGAUUACAUCAUCGUGAAGAACUCGUGGGGAUCGCAUUGGGGUGAGAAGGGGUACAUCCGGAUGAGGAGGGGCACCGGCAAGCACGACGGCCUCUGCGGCAUCAACAAGAUGGCCUCCUACCCAACCAAGAACGCUUAAAUUAAAUCAGUUUCUUAAUUUCAAGGAUACAAAAUAAUAACACAAGAAGAGGACUCUCUUAAUUCAUCCUGCUUGUAAAGUUCGUUGUUGUUAUCUCGGCACUUCCAAGUGUUUCUCAGUACUCGUAUUCAUUGUUAUUCAUUUUCAAUUCCCAUCCACAUUUCAAGAUUGUUUGUCUCUCAUUAUUUUUCAUCGGUGAAAAUUAAAGAUGGUGAUGGAUAGAUGUAAUAAUUACUGGGAUUCCCUCUU